This is a messenger RNA of Ostreobium quekettii, 843 nucleotides long. NCBI's taxonomy places the organism in Eukaryota, Viridiplantae, Chlorophyta, Ulvophyceae, Bryopsidales, Ostreobiaceae. The record is from the annotation of a GenBank genome assembly.
AUGAAGGCCACGCUGCUGGGCGCCCGCGCAGGGCGGACUUUGGGAGGAGGUGCCAAGGUAUGCAUGCCAAAGUGCUGCAUCGGUCCCGAGACCCAAAAAGAGAAGGCUCACUCGAUGCAGGGCAAGCGACUGAAGGGUGCAAAAGCCCCCACUACACUGGAAGACAUCAAGGAUGAUGUGGGGCUAGAACGGCUGCACAGCGGCGCUGAGGAAAUCAGCAAUUUCUGUGCCAGUCUUCCCGCAGGCAGUGAGGACGCUGAGGAGUGCUGGCUUGCUUACAGAUACUUUGUCGAUCAAACAACCUCUGCAGAAGUGGAGUGUGAUCUUGAGAAGGCCCAGGGCUACGAGGGCCAAGCAUGCAGUGGACUGGAGCAUUGGGAGGAGUUCAUGUGGGAGGCUGACUACAACAGCAGUGUGCGAGACACGGUCAUAACACUGUCGGGAAUCGCGCGAGCAAAACAGAGGAAAAUGGUGGCCAGUGAGGCUGCAUCCACUACUGCCGAAGCCGAGGUUGAGCGCAACAUACCCACCCGUGUCCCGCAGGCAACAGCUGAAAGCUUUCUUGCACAGAAUGGGAAUCGCUACAGAGACUUGUUCUACAAGAUGGAUCACAACAACGAUGGCCUGCUUGAUGUUUCGGAGUUCCGUGAGUCCAUGAAGACCUUAGGGGAUGAGCUGGAUGGAGACGCUGUGAGCACGAUUUUGAAUGCCCUGGACAUCCAUUACACCAUCAACCUUGAGCAAUUUCUGACGAUUGUUGAGGCUGAGAACCUUAGGUCGCACACCUCCAUUGCCGAAUACCUGCGACACAUGUCAAAGCGCCAGAAAUCAAGCAUUUGGUGA